GACGAAAAGAGUCUUCUUCUACAAUUUGGAGACAUGGCGAAUCAGUCCUCUCUUCCUUCUCCUAUCUAUUGUGUUUCUUUCAAUCAAGAUAAUAGUGGGUUUGCUAUAAGCUGGAAAGAUUCCUUCAAAAUAUUCGAUUCCACUACAGGCAGACUCUGCUAUGAACGAGCUGCUGGGGCUUUUGUUAUUGUUGAGAUGUUGUAUAGCUCAGAUCUACUUGCCGUUGUUGGAGCUGGUGAACAGGCUUCUCUAUCCCCACGGCGUCUUUGUUUGUUCAAGACCACAACGGGGUUACCUCUUAGGGAAUUGAACUUUUUAACUUCUAUACUUGCUGUCCGUAUGAACAAGAAAAGACUUGUUGUUGUGCUGCUAGAGAAAACAUUCGUUUACGACUUGAAUACUCUUGUCAUGCUUGAUACUAUCGACACCGUGCCAAAUCCUAAAGGUCUAUCUGCAUUCUCUCCAUCUCUUGAAGGCUGCUACUUAGCUGUUCCAGCUAGUACGACGAAAGGGGCGGUUUUGGUGUAUAACGUCAUGGAUUUGCAGUCUCAUAGUGAGAUAGAUGCACAUCGUUCUCCAUUGGCUGCGAUUGCACUCUCUUCAAAUGGAAUGUACAUUGCUACAGCGUCUGAGCAAGGAACCUUGAUCCGAGUCCAUCUUGUUUCGGAAGCAACUAAGUCAUAUAGUUUCAGGAGAGGAACAUACCCAUCUACUAUAUACUCACUGUCUUUUGGACCAUCGACACAGCUUCCGGAUAUAUUAAUUGCAACGAGUUCUUCAGGCUCCAUUCAUGCCUUCUCUUUAAGUUUGGCCAUAAACCAAAGAAGCAAAAGGUCUACCAGCUUUCUUGGAUCGGUUCUUCCGGACAGCGUGAGUGAUGCACUAGAUCCAGCUCACCAUCAUGUGCUUCAAAACGCAGUUUCUUCCGGGAUUAGAAGUUAUGCAGUGGUUAGGAAGAUAGACAAACUUGAAGGAACAUCAUCUCCAUCUCAGUUUACAUCUCUUAGAGCAACGGUAUCAGUGAUUACUUAUAAUGGGUAUUUCCAGGAGUAUACGCUAAGUAUCAAUAACAAGAAUGAGUCUUUAUGGACAAUGGAACGUGAAUUCAAUCUCUUCUCCAUAACAACCGGGUGAUGUAUAAAUCAAAUACCAAAUGUAUGAAAGUACAGGGCAACUUUUUUGUAUGUAACAAUCUGUACCUUGGGUUCAUCAAGAAUAUUAUUAUAGUCUCAUGGUCUUUGGUUGUUCGCAAAUAUUAUUAGCUCUUUCGUGCUAUUACUCUAGCUUAAUCUUGAUUUGUGUUCAAGAAAUGAAAUACAAAAUGGUCU
This is a messenger RNA of Arabidopsis arenosa, 1328 nucleotides long. NCBI's taxonomy places the organism in Eukaryota, Viridiplantae, Streptophyta, Magnoliopsida, Brassicales, Brassicaceae. The record is from the annotation of a GenBank genome assembly.